Messenger RNA from Dermatophagoides farinae (American house dust mite), 1900 nucleotides. RefSeq lists its product as uncharacterized. Lineage: Eukaryota; Metazoa; Arthropoda; Arachnida; Sarcoptiformes; Pyroglyphidae. Gene Ontology annotation, cellular component: nucleus. The record is from RefSeq and is a predicted model, not a curated record.
GUGCAUGCCGUUGUGUGGUUUGUUGUGUUUGGAAAAAUUAAAUUUUCAUCAUAAUUAUUGCAUCAUUUUCGAAAAUUGAUUUUUAUAAUAUCGAAUAAUUCGUUGACAUUCAUUCAUCAAUUUAAAUCAAAGAAUGUACAACGGAAUCGGUUUACAAACCGCUCGUGGGAGCGGCACCAACGGUUAUGUUCAACGUAAUCUUAGUUUUGUUCAUGUGUCUAAACCAAAAAUCGAUUAUAAAACUGAAGAAGAAAUUCGCCGAUUUGAAUCCGAAUAUUUAAAGGCACCAAAUCGAGAGAUACUCGAACAUCAUCGUAAACGUAAAAUUGAAGUUCAAUGUUUAGAAUUGGAAGAAAAAUUGGAAAAGAAAGGGUUAAGCGAAGAUGAAAUACAAAAACGUGUAGAUGAAUAUCGACAAGAAUUGCAGAAAAAAAUGCUAAAGGCAUUAGAAAAUCGCCAGGAAUUUAUUGAAGAAAUUCUUAAUAGUAAAGGUGUCAAAGAGACCCAUCAAUUGGCCGAAUUGAAUCGUGAUCGUAAUGACAAAUUAAAAGCAGCUUUAGGUAUAAGCGAAGAUUUUGUGGCCGGCUCGUCCAUGGAUAUCAUACGUAAAGCAAAAGAACAACAAGCUGCUAAAGAAGAAAUGCUAAAAGCUAAUAAAGAUUUCAUACAGGAAACUAUUCGACAGCAAAGUGAAUCAAAGGGAAAUAAAAAUAGUAGAAAUGAUGAAACCGAUGCUAUUAAAACAUCUAAAAAGAAAAUUAAAAAAGAAUCAAGUUCAGAUGACGAUGAUUCAUCGGAUAGUUCAUCAUCAUCUUCAUCAUCAAGUGGCUCAGAAUCGAAUAGUUCAUCCGAAUCCGAAUCAUCAUCUGAAUCCGAUUCAGAAUCAGAAAAAAGUAGCAGCGAUAGUAGUAAUUCGGAUAGCAAUAGUUCAGAAGAUGAAUCAUCAUAUGAUUCACAUCGUAAAAAAUCUCAACCAUCAAAACAUCGACAUGGAAGUCUUAAACAUUCAAAAUUCCACCAUCGCCAUAAUCGUCGACAUUCCCCAUCACAAAGGUCAAGAUCAAAGUCGCCAGCUGUUUUUGAAAAUAAACGAAGAUCGUAUGAUAAUCAUCAUCGUAUUCAUCGUAAAACAAAUCGCAAGGAUUCUCAAUCUCCAAGAAGAGACUCUCCUUCACUAUCGAAUGGCCGUCGUGAUGAUAAUGUUAAAAAAAUGUCUCCCGAACAUGAUCAUCACCGAUCGUCAAACAGUCGAAUUAAAUCGGUCGUUUCAUCAAGCCAUCAUCGAGUUGAUCGCCAUCGCCAUAAUGAUGAACGUGAAAAAUCUCCAUCAUCCCGUUAUCAUCGUAGUAAAUAUUUAUCGAGAUCUAAAAGUAGAAGUCCAGUUCAUUCGCGUCGAACACAUCAUUCUAAAUUGUCAAGGAGUCGUUCUCCGUCAUCAUCAUCUUCGUAUUCGGAUGAUGAAAUAGACGAUAAGAAUUAUCGUCACCAAAAUAAAAAUAACCGAAAACGUCAACGUUCACGAUCAGUAUCAAUAUCCAAUUCAUCGUCUAGUGAUGAUUAUGCUCACAAUUCUGGUGACAGCCCAUCUCUCGGUAGACGAAAUAAAAAAAUGAAAAAAUAUUCACGAUCUCGUAGUCCAUCUAUACCAAGACGAAAAGGUUCGCCGAGUUUCCUUGAGAAACGUAGAAUAACCAGUGCACGUAAACGACCAGUUCCCUAUCGCCGUAAUGGAUCAUCGGCAUCAUCAUCGGGAACAACGCCAUCAAACAAUAAGGCUUCUAUUGGUAAUGUUUUUGAUUUAUCACCACCGCUUCGAUAUAGAAAUUAGCAUAUAAUAACAAUGAUAAUACUCAUACAUUUCAUAAUAAUUUAUAUAUUGACGCUUAGAAUUUCAGUAAUA